UUGGCGGAAAGUUCAACUUCGAUGAGAUGCAGACACGAAGGAGUACAUUCGAUAACUUCCCCCAGUCCCUCCUCACCGUGUUCCAGGGAUGUUAGUCUGUAUUUACUUCAUCAUCCUCUUCAUCUGUGGAAAUUAUAUCCUACUGAAUGUGUUCUUGGCCAUUGCUGUGGACAACUUGGCUGAUGCUGAGAGCCUCACAUCUGCCCAAAAGGAGGAGGAAGAAGAGAAGGAGAGAAAGAAGUUGGCCAGAACUGCCAGCCCAGAAAAGAAACAAGAGGUGGUGGAGAAGCCGGCAGUGGAGGAGACCAAGGAGGAGAAAAUUGAGCUGAAAUCCAUUACGGCUGAUGGAGAGUCCCCACCCACCACCAAGAUCAACAUGGAUGACCUGCAGCCCAACGAAAAUGAGGAUAAGAGUUCCUACCCGAACCCAGAAAACACAGGAGAAGAGGAGGAGGAGGAGCCUGAGAUGCCAGUGGGCCCCCGCCCCCGCCCCCUCUCUGAGCUGCACCUGAAGGAAAAGGCGGUGCCCAUGCCAGAAGCCAGCGCAUUUUUCAUCUUCAGCCCCAAUAACAGGUUCCGCCUCCAGUGCCACCGCAUUGUCAAUGACACGAUCUUCACCAACCUGAUUCUCUUCUUUAUCCUGCUCAGCAGCAUUUCCCUGGCUGCUGAGGACCCUGUGCAGCACAGUUCCUUCAGGAACCAUAUCCUAGGCAAUGCAGACUAUGUCUUCACUAGUAUCUUUACAUUAGAAAUUAUCCUUAAGAUGACUGCCUAUGGGGCUUUCCUGCACAAGGGCUCUUUCUGCCGGAACUACUUCAACAUCUUGGACCUGCUGGUGGUCAGCGUGUCCCUCAUCUCCUUUGGCAUACAGUCCAGCGCGAUCAAUGUUGUGAAGAUCUUGCGAGUUCUCAGAGUACUCAGGCCCCUGAGGGCCAUCAACAGGGCCAAGGGGCUAAAGCACGUGGUUCAGUGUGUGUUUGUCGCCAUCCGGACCAUCGGGAACAUUGUGAUUGUCACCACGCUGCUGCAGUUCAUGUUCGCCUGCAUCGGGGUCCAGCUCUUCAAGGGAAAGCUCUACACCUGUUCAGAUAGUUCCAAGCAGACGGAGGCGGAAUGCAAGGGCAACUACAUCACGUACAAAGACGGGGAGGUCGACCAGCCCAUCGUUCAGCCCCGCAGCUGGGAGAACAGCAAAUUUGACUUCGACAAUGUGCUGGCGGCCAUGAUGGCCCUCUUCACCGUCUCCACCUUUGAGGGGUGGCCCGAGCUGCUGUACCGCUCCAUUGACUCACACACAGAAGACAAGGGCCCCAUCUACAACUACCGCGUAGAGAUCUCCAUCUUCUUCAUCAUCUACAUCAUCAUCAUUGCCUUCUUCAUGAUGAACAUCUUCGUGGGUUUCGUCAUUGUCACCUUCCAGGAGCAGGGGGAGCAGGAGUACAAGAACUGUGAGCUGGACAAGAACCAGCGACAGUGCGUGGAAUACGCCCUCAAGGCCCGGCCCCUGCGGAGGUACAUCCCCAAGAACCAGCACCAGUACAAGGUGUGGUACGUGGUCAACUCCACCUACUUUGAGUACCUGAUGUUCGUCCUCAUCCUGCUCAACACCAUCUGCUUGGCCAUGCAGCACUACGGCCAGAGCUGCCUGUUCAAAAUCGCCAUGAACAUCCUCAAUAUGCUCUUCACCGGCCUCUUCACCGUGGAGAUGAUCUUGAAGCUCAUUGCCUUCAAACCCAAGCACUAUUUCUGUGAUGCAUGGAAUACAUUUGACGCCUUGAUUGUUGUGGGUAGCAUUGUUGAUAUAGCAAUCACCGAGGUAAACCCAGCUGAACAUACCCAAUGCUCUCCCUCUAUGAAUGCAGAGGAAAACUCCCGCAUCUCCAUCACUUUCUUCCGCCUCUUCCGCGUCAUGCGCCUGGUCAAGCUGCUGAGCCGCGGGGAGGGCAUCCGGACCCUGCUGUGGACCUUCAUCAAGUCCUUCCAGGCCCUGCCAUACGUGGCCCUGCUGAUAGUGAUGCUGUUCUUCAUCUACGCCGUGAUCGGGAUGCAGGUGUUUGGAAAAAUUGCCCUGAAUGACACCACAGAGAUCAACCGCAACAACAACUUUCAGACCUUCCCACAAGCCGUGCUGCUGCUCUUCAGGUGUGCCACCGGGGAGGCCUGGCAGGACAUCAUGCUGGCCUGCAUGCCAGGCAAGAAGUGUGCCCCAGAGUCCGAGCCCAGCAACAGCACGGAAGGCGAGACGCCCUGUGGCAGCAGCUUCGCUGUUUUCUACUUCAUCAGCUUCUACAUGCUCUGCGCCUUCCUGAUCAUCAACCUCUUUGUAGCUGUCAUCAUGGACAACUUUGACUACCUGACAAGGGACUGGUCAAUCCUUGGUCCCCACCACCUGGAUGAAUUUAAAAGGAUCUGGGCAGAGUAUGACCCUGAAGCCAAGGGUCGCAUCAAACACCUAGACGUGGUGACCCUCCUCCGGCGGAUUCAGCCACCCCUGGGUUUUGGGAAGCUGUGCCCUCACCGAGUGGCUUGCAAACGCCUGGUCUCCAUGAACAUGCCUCUCAACAGUGAUGGGACCGUCAUGUUCAAUGCCACCCUGUUUGCCCUAGUCCGGACAGCCCUGAGGAUCAAAACAGAAGGGAACCUGGAACAAGCCAAUGAGGAGUUGCGGGCCAUAAUCAAGAAGAUCUGGAAGCGGACCAGCAUGAAGCUGCUGGACCAAGUGGUGCCCCCUGCAGGGGAUGAUGAGGUCACGGUUGGCAAGUUUUACGCUACUUUCCUGAUCCAAGAAUACUUCCGCAAAUUCAAGAAGCGCAAGGAGCAGGGGCUGGUGGGCAAGCCCUCGCAGAGGAGUGCCCUGUCCCUGCAGGCUGGCCUGCGUACACUGCAUGACAUCGGGCCUGAGAUCCGUCGGGCCAUCUCUGGAGACCUGGCAGCCGAGGAGGAGCUAGACAAGGCCAUGAAGGAGGCUGUGUCUGCUGCCUCCGAAGAUGACAUCUUCAGGAGGGCUGGUGGCCUGUUCGGCAACCACGUCGGCUACUACCAAAGUGAUGGCCGCGGCGCCUUCCCCCAGACCUUCACCACCCAGCGCCCACUGCACAUCAACAAGGCGGGUAACAGCCAAGGCGACACUGAGUCGCCGUCCCAUGAGAAACUGGUGGACUCCACCUUCACCCCCAGCAGCUACUCGUCCACUGGCUCCAACGCCAACAUCAACAACGCCAACAACACUGCCCUGGGCCGCUUCCCCCACCCCGCCGGCCACGCCAGCACGGUCAGCACUGUGGAGGGCCAUGGGCUCCCCGCGUCCCCUGCCAUCCGGGCUCAGGAGGCGGCGUGGAAGCUCAGCUCCAAGAGGUGCCACUCCCGGGACAGCCAGAUAGCCAUGGUGUGUCAGGAGGAGGCAUCUCCGGACGAGACCUGUGAGGGGAAGACAGAAGGAGAUGCCACGGAGUACUUCGCCAGGUCUAGCCCUUGCUCCACAGACAUGCUCUCCUACCAAGAUGAUGAAAAUCGACAACUGACACUCCCAGAGGAGGACAGGAGGGACACCCGGCAAUCUCCAAAGAGGGGCUUCCUCCGCUCCGCCUCUCUAGGUCGAAGGGCCUCCUUCCACCUGGAAUGUCUGAAGCGACAGAAGAAUCAAGGAGGAGACAUCUCUCAGAAGACAGUCCUGCCUUUGCAUCUGGUUCAUCAUCAGGCACUGGCAGUGGCGGGCCUGAGCCCCCUCCUCCAGAGAAGCCAUUCCCCCACCACGUUCCCCAGGCCGUGUGCCCCCCCCCCUGCCACGCCCGGCGGCCGAGGCUGGCCCCUGCAGCCCAUCCCCACCCUGCGGCUGGAGGGGGCCGAGUCCAACGAGAAACUCAAUAGCAGCUUCCCGUCGAUCCACUGCAGCUCGUGGUCUGAGGAGCCCGUCCCUUGCGGGGGGGGCAGCGCAGUCCGGAGAGGCCGGCCUGUCUCCCUCACUGUGCCCAGCCAGGCCGGGGCCCCAGGGAGACAGUUCCACGGCAGCGCCAGCAGUCUGGUUGAAGCGGUCUUGAUUUCAGAAGGACUGGGGCAGUUUGCUCAAGAUCCCAGGUUUAUCGAGGUCACCACCCACGAGCUGGCCGACGCCUGCGACAUGACGAUAGAGGAGAUGGAGAACGCCGCCGACGACAUCCUCAGCGCGGGCGCGGGCCCGAGCCCCAACGGCUCGCUCGUCCCUUUCGCUAACUGCAGGGACCCGGGGCAGGACCGAGCGGGGGCUGAGGAGGAGCCCCAGGACAGCAGGGCCUUCAGCCAGGGCCCUGCGCGUUGGAGAAGGGAGCAGGCACGACUUCCCGCGGCUCGCAGCCCGGCCACCUGCGCCCACCUGCGACGGGAUCACUUUACCUGCACAAGCCACGCCCAGCCCCAGGCCCGCAGCCGGGCGCAGGCAGCGCGAGGACGGGCUGGCACCGCCCGCUCUCCACGACACGAGGUGGUGCUGAGCUUCUCUCGAGCGCUCUGUUUCUGUGUCAGCAUGGGCGAGAAGACCCGAGCAGCCUUCCUCCCUGUGCCCUACAAGCAUGGUGUCCGCAGUGACAAGGGCACCUUGCCCUGUGCUGCUGUGAAGGGAGGCAGUGCAGGGGAGAAGUGGUUAUUGAUCCGAUUGAUCAGAGUGGCGGCUAUUAACGGGGCCACAGUUGCUGGUGUGGGCCGCUGCGUGGUGAAGUUGGCGCACACGCGGGACGCGCUCUCGGGCUCUAUCUUUCCCGCCUCUGCAGCACGUAUGGGGAUCGCAGCUCGGGAAUUUCGGCUGCAGAAAGCAGCAGGGUAG
This is a messenger RNA of Galeopterus variegatus (Sunda flying lemur), 4795 nucleotides long. It is a transcript of the gene CACNA1C, whose product is annotated as calcium channel, voltage-dependent, L type, alpha 1C subunit. Bases 89 to 4795 code for a protein of 1568 amino acids. Gene Ontology annotation, biological process: calcium ion import across plasma membrane. The record is from RefSeq and is a predicted model, not a curated record. Gene Ontology annotation, molecular function: high voltage-gated calcium channel activity. Gene Ontology annotation, cellular component: voltage-gated calcium channel complex; membrane. NCBI's taxonomy places the organism in Eukaryota, Metazoa, Chordata, Mammalia, Dermoptera, Cynocephalidae. The transcript is spliced from 38 exons.